Betta splendens (Siamese fighting fish) is the source of this 2627-nucleotide messenger RNA. RefSeq names its product ADAMTS-like 7 (gene adamtsl7). Gene Ontology annotation, cellular component: extracellular matrix. The transcript has 12 exons. Lineage: Eukaryota; Metazoa; Chordata; Actinopteri; Anabantiformes; Osphronemidae. Gene Ontology annotation, molecular function: metalloendopeptidase activity. Gene Ontology annotation, biological process: extracellular matrix organization. The coding region runs from base 1 to 1818 and encodes 605 amino acids. The record is from RefSeq and is a predicted model, not a curated record.
AUGGCUGGAUUGUGGCAGCAGCUCAGCUCCCUGAGGCCGAGUCCAGCUCUGGCCGUCGUCCACGUCCUCUGUCUCCUCUGCCCACUCUCAGGUACUCAUUCUGGGGACGUCACAGCCGGCCCGUCCCCUCUGGAGGGGUUUGUGUUAGUCAGGGGGAAUUUCUCUCUGACUUUCCUUCGCGUUGGCUACCACAAGAUUGCAGAAAUUCCAGCAGCAGCAAGAAACAUCAAGAUACAGGAGACGAUAAAAAGCCGCAACUACCUGGCUCUACAGACCCAGACUGGCGUCUCCAUCAUCAACGGUAACUGGGUGAUUGACAGGCCUGGGAUCUUCGCUGCUGCAGGAACGCAGCUGACUUACAGGCGACCCAAUGAAAUACGCUCUCGCAAAGGAGAGUCCAUCACGGCACCGGGGCCGCUGGCCGAGGCCCUGCAUGUUUAUUUGAUCUACCAGCAACCAGGUCCCAGUGUGUUCUAUGAGUACAGCCUGCCUUCACCAGUCACACACAGCGCCCCGGAGCCAGAUGUGCCUUCUGUUAUUCCUCCUCUGGGUGAAAAAUGGGAAGAAACCAUUCCUAACCACGUAUACUCCGACACCACCUACAUCUGGAAGAAGAGUGGCCACACAGAGUGUAGCGCGACGUGUGGCACCGGCAGACGUCAGCUGCUGUGGGACUGUGUGGACAAGGAUUCCCAACAGACAGUUCCCACUGACCUCUGUGAUUUUGCCCACAAACCAGUAAACCCAGUGGAGGACUGCAUCUCCCAGCUCUGUCCUGCAUACUGGGACAUUGGGGAGUGGUCCGAGUGCAGCAGGAUGUGCGGUCCCGGCACUCAGCGCCGCCAGGUCAUCUGUCGCCAGGUUACACACGUGCACGCCAACGGGACGGAGACCUUGGUUAUUGUGGAGCCGGGUCUGUGUGCGUCGACUGACAGGCCGGUGACCGAGUCAAGCUGCCAGCUGAAGAUCUGCAGCCAGUGGGAAAUACGAUCUGAAUGGAGCCCGUGUUCAGUGCCGUGCGGGGUGGGCCAGCGCAGCAGGGAGGUGGUGUGUGUCAGCAACCAGGGCGAUGUGGAGAAGGAUGAGGAGUGUAACAUGCACCUAAAGCCAGACUCACUGCAAAACUGUGACAUGGGAGCCUGUGCACGCAGCUGGUUCACCUCCGCCUGGAGCCAGCGGUGCUCUGCAGAGUGUGGAGGGGGCAAUCGGACCCGGACGUCAGUGUGCCUGAUGGAUCAUGUGAGCGAGCUCCCACUGGACGUCUGUGAAGGGGAACGCCCGUCAGAAGUGACCCCGUGCGACUCGGGCCCGUGCCAGAACCGGGUGGAGUGGUACACGGGCCCCUGGAGCCAGUGUUCUGCAGAAUGCGGCCGCGGCACGCAGACCCGAAGCGCCGCUUGUCUCUUCGCCAGCAACGGUCGCAUGGAGGUGGUGGACGGGUCGCGGUGUUCUGACCUGCAGCAGCCGGCCACAGCUCGCGCCUGCAGCCUGAGGCCGUGCGGCGUCCAGUGGUACGUCACAGAGUGGAGCACGUGUUCGCGCUCAUGCGACGGAGGCUACCGCGUGCGGGAGGUUCGCUGUCUCACUGACCACACGGUCCCGAGUGACCAGUGCGACCCCAGUUUGACCCCCGAGAGCCGCGAAGACUGCGGCAAACAACCAUGUGAAGCAGAGACGGAUCCAUCAUGCAGCGACCAGCAUCAUAACUGUCUGGUGGUGAUUCAAGCCAGACUCUGCAUUUACCCGUACUACAGAAGCAUCUGCUGCUCCUCUUGCGCCAAGAUGCCAAAAUCGUACCCCAACCACAUUCGCAGGUGAUGAGGAGGGUGGUUAUUGAGACGAUUUCUGUUUCUUCCAUAACAAAAACUGUGAAAAUGACACUAUGCCUGACUGGAGAGCAUACGAGGGCACAGUAUGGUUUCAGCCACAGGUUCAGAUCAGUAUUCAGCUGCUGUUUCCUGUUUGCUAUUUGCUAAUGUUCAAAUGAAGAACACCUUCAUUCUACAUCAAACAGGAAUAAAAUAGACUUUACAAUAGACUUUUACUCUAUAUUUAUUCUUCAUAAAGUGUUUAACACUGCUGCUUUGUUGUUAUUGCAGAGGUAAAAGAAAAUAUUCAGCUAUUCUCUAUACUCGAAAAACCAAGGUUUUGGCUCAAGAAAAUUACCCCAACAAUUUGCAUCCCUGUCUUUUACAGUCGUACCAACAUCUUUGUCAUUUAUGCAAUUUGUGCUUGUCUGCUACACCUAAAUGCAUUUUCACAAUACAAUAGAAAUAAAAUUGUUCUGUGCAGCAAAAGUCCAUGCUUUUACACUCGACAAAGGCCAAGUUUCAGGUUGAGAGAACUUUGAGGACAUUGUUCUACAGAGGUUUCAUUGUGUUGUCAUCCCUUCUUUUGUUCUCUCAGGGAAACAAUGUGGAAAUUCCCCGCUAUAAUAUACUUUGUGUUGACUGUCGUGUGCUGUUGUCUCCAAGGGGCAGUUGUUUGCAGUACAAAAACGUGUUUGAUUAUAACAAUCCUUCAUCCGUUGUAAUGCAAAGAGACACAUUUCGAAAUAAACUGAAGUCCAACAUACUGGAACUAAAUGUUUUAAAAUGCUCUGAGUUAUUUACUGCACGUGCAUUUGA